CACUGGAAAAGGAAAAACAUGCCUCCAAAGUUCUUCUCGUCUUCUUGUUCCUCAAUUGCUUCGAUUAUGAAGCUUUCUUCAUCCCUUCGGCUUGCUGAUGCCAGCGGCUGCAAAUUGCCGCGGAGCACCCACAUGCUCGAUCUCUCGCCUCCCGCCGUCUCCAUUAAUUCCGACGAGGGCCGCACUCUGUUCGGGGAGGCUUUGGUGGCGGGAACAGCCAUGGGAAGCCUGCAGCUUCUACAGGCGAUGGAGACGCAGUGAGAGUUCAGAUCUUGUGGACUCGCAUCCCUGUGGGCCGUCCUUAAUGCCCUUCACGUUGAUCCUGGCGUCACUUGGAAAGGGAAUCUGGGACGGUGCUGAAUUUCGAUCAACAUUGUUGCCACUUGUCAUCUUUUGGUUACGAGGAGGAGUCAUUACCUGUAGGAUCCGUUAUUUUGGCCUCAAAGAAGGACGUAUCUCUCUGGAUCCAAUACUUAACGGCUUGCCAAGAGGGAUCCGGAUUACUUCGCCAAGCUGCUGCCGGACACGACUGUGAAUACGUCUAUGCUAGACGGUUUUACCGUGUGACUAUUGUGUCUUAUUUUUCUGAAUACCGGGUUCAUUCGUGACUCACAAUAGUGUCAAUAAUACUUGGCAUAAAAAUCAAUACAAAGUCCAGAUGAUCCGAAAUCAAA
This is a messenger RNA of Punica granatum (pomegranate), 674 nucleotides long. The record is from RefSeq and is a predicted model, not a curated record. Lineage: Eukaryota; Viridiplantae; Streptophyta; Magnoliopsida; Myrtales; Lythraceae.